Messenger RNA from Limulus polyphemus (Atlantic horseshoe crab), 1511 nucleotides. RefSeq lists its product as uncharacterized. Bases 261 to 1208 code for a protein of 315 amino acids. The transcript has 5 exons. NCBI's taxonomy places the organism in Eukaryota, Metazoa, Arthropoda, Merostomata, Xiphosura, Limulidae. Gene Ontology annotation, biological process: synapse organization. The record is from RefSeq and is a predicted model, not a curated record. Gene Ontology annotation, cellular component: neuron projection membrane.
AGUCGUGAGUAGAUCAUACAAUCGCUAGGAAAAGGAUGGGAGCAGUUUGCGACUACAGAGCAGCAGUUCUUGCCCGGAUAAACCGAGUGGUUCUUACGUUUAAGCAGUUCAUUUAAUAAACUAAAACAAGCUACGGUUCCAAUCAUGAAAUAUAUAUAUUAUAUUCGACCUAUUUAAGUUUCCAGCUUUAAGCUACCAAUUUCGUCAGAUUGGAACUAGCUUUUUCAUUUCUUUCACAAAUCAAAUUUUUUCUCGAGCCUAUGAUAAUGAAAGUCCGCAGAAAACGAGAUAGCUGCUUCAGCAACUUACGAAUUCUCAUUGUCCUCUUUUGUAUGAACCCUCUUUUUCUUACAGCACAAAAAGAAACGUCAGGAAACAUCUGGAAUGAUGACAUUUUUCAAAAAACAUUACGCUGGCGGAUAAGAACAAAACGCUGGACAUCCUCGUCUCUGUCCACUGAUUAUUGGUCAUUUGUGCAGUCAAUCUCCCCUUCUUUCGACAAAAGUGUAGCUAGUAAUGUCACCACUCAGUUUGGUCAGACAGUAUAUUUACAUUGCGUGGUCAACAAUCUGGGUGAUAAGACAGUAUCAUGGAUUCGAAGAAAAGAUCUUCAUCUUCUAACAGUUGGAACGGAGACUUACAUUAAUGAUGACAGAUUCAGUGUUGCUCAUAUAGAGGGGAGUCAUGAUUGGCCUCUUCAAAUUAAAUAUCCACAGUCAACAGAUGUUGGAGUGUACGAGUGCCAAGUUAGUUCCGACCCUAAAAUAACAUUUCUUGUGCAACUCAAUGUUGUUGUACCAAAAGCCGAAAUUCUUGGUUCACACCCGAUGUAUGUGAAGAUAGGAAGCUCUAUUAACCUAACAUGUGUCAUCAGUGAGAGUCCUGAACCUCCAAGGUUUGUUUUCUGGUAUCACAAUAAUCGAAUGAUCAAUUACGACAAAGAAGGAGGAAAGAUAUCCCUGCAGAAGGCCAGUGAUGAUUCUGCCAUCAGUACUUUGUACAUAAAAGAUGCUCAACCGACUGACUCUGGGAAUUUCACGUGCGGACCUUCCAAUGCCGAAGCCACAAGUAUAUCUGUUUUCUUUCUUCACGGUGAAAAUCCAGCAGCCAUUCAACGGGAUACUAGUCCUUCACUGUCAUCGUCUAGUACUCAUCACGACCGUUGUAUUACUUUUGUCGCUGUUGCGGCUUGGGCUUUAUUGAGAUGAUAGCUGUGUUAAGUAUCAUAUAUUUAUCUAUGUCCUGUUUCCAUGACGACCUGUCAUGAUAUUGAGGCAUCUUUUUAAAAAAGACAUAUGAGAAAACAACAUCAUCUACAAAUUUCAUCUAUAAGUUGGCAGAAACAUGAAGUUUAGGAGAGAGAAAAAAACAACUAAAGACGAUACACUGAAGGGAUAAAGAAUACAAUUCCUCGAUGAAAGUUUGGUUUUGGAUGUUAAUUGCUGUAAAUAAUUGUUUUUAUUUAUUUUUAAUUCUUAUUGGUUAAAUUCAAUAAAGAAAUAGACGUAAAU